AUGGCGGACAACCACAGCUUCUGCAGGUCCUGCCUGGAGCAGAGCUGGGAGGAGAAGGGCUCUCGAGAAUGCCCCGUCUGCAAGAGGAAAUCCUCCAUGGUCAACCCUCCCCUGAGCCUGGCCCUGAAGAACCUCUGCGACACCAUCCGAAAGGAGAGAGGCCCGGGAGGCGUCGGGGGGUUCGGAACGCUUUGCAGGUUGCAUGGGCAGGAGCUGAAGUUGUUCUGCCUGAGCGAUAAAGUACCCGUGUUGCCCUCUGACAUCUCCACUCCUUUGGUGGAUGUGGCCAGGCAUGUUGGAUCCCUCAAGUACAGAGUCUGGGAGAAGAUGCAGGAGAUUGUGCCACGUUGCCCUGUGACUCUGGACCCUAACACUGCACACCCAAACCAGAGCCUGUCCGAGCAGCUGACCAGCCUAACAUGCAGUGUUGAAAAGAGCUUUUUUCCUAACAACCCAGAGAGAUUUGAUGUGUCUAAUUAUGUGCUGGGAUCUGAGGGAUUCUCCUCUGGGAAACACUGGUGGGAUGUGGAUGUCGGGGACAAUCCACACUGGGUUCUGGGUGUGGCCAGAGCGUCCAUCAACCGGAAAGGACCAAUCAGUGUAUGCCCUGGACAGAAACUCUGUGCAAUAUGGUUUUACAAUGGAGAGUACCAAGCUAUGACCUCGCCCCUCAAACGGCUUCGUUUGCAGAGGAGACCCCAGAGGAUAAGGGUGCAGAUGGAUUGGGACAAGGGAACCGUGUCAUUUUAUGACCCAGUUGACAAGACUCAGAUCUACUGCUUUAGAGACAAGUUCACCGAAACCAUGUUCCCUCUCUUUUCAAACAGCAUUUCGGAUCGUCACCACUAG
Messenger RNA from Megalops cyprinoides (Indo-Pacific tarpon), 849 nucleotides. Its product is annotated as tripartite motif-containing protein 35-like. The record is from RefSeq and is a predicted model, not a curated record. Bases 1 to 849 code for a protein of 282 amino acids. Lineage: Eukaryota; Metazoa; Chordata; Actinopteri; Elopiformes; Megalopidae. The transcript is spliced from 5 exons. Gene Ontology annotation, molecular function: protein binding.